GCGGCACUCCUUCCAUUCCUCCAAUUUCCCCUGCCCCGCGCGUCUCACCGCCGACCACACCCCAAACCCUAGCCCUACCGCCGCCGCCGCCAUGGCCGACCCUCGGAUGUUCCCCCCGGGAUCAAACGCCGAGGACGACCAUGUCCCCGGCCGCCGGAAGUACAACCCCUACCAGGACCUCAACGUCCCCCACAACUACAAGAACCUCUACGAUCUGCCCACGUCGCCGGAGUUCCUCUUCCAGGAGGAGUCCGCGGUGCAGCGCCGCUCCUGGGGCGAGAACCUCACCUACUACACGGGCAUCGGGUACCUCUCGGGCGCCGUGGGCGGCGCCGCCCUCGGCCUCCGCCAGGCCGCCGCCGGCGCGGAGCCCGGGGACACCGCCAAGAUCCGCGCCAACCGCCUGCUCAACGCCUGCGGCAGCUCCGGCCGCCGCUACGGCAACAGGGUCGGGGUCAUCGGGCUCAUGUACGCCGGGAUGGAGAGCGGCAUGGUCGAGGUGCGCGACCGCGACGACUGGAUCAACAGCGUCGUCGCCGGGCUCGGCACCGGCGCGCUCUUCCGCGCUGCCAACGGGCCGCGAUCCGCCGCCGUCGCGGGCGCCGUCGGCGGGGUCCUCGCUGCCGCCGCCUUGGCUGGCAAGCAGCUCGCCAAGCGAUAUGUGCCGGCAAUAUGACCACAUCUCCGUAUCCCUUCCUGUUCGCUCAGAUCCAGUGAUCAGAUCAAUCCGUCGCCAAGAAUGAAUCCUUGUUCGUCUGUAAUUCUCAGGGUUAGCUGCUCCACUUGAGAGUUGAGAAUGCAUAAUAUCUAUCCUAUGUUAGUCACAUCGGAAUGGGAAUUCUUUUGACCUGUGUUGCAAUGUAACAUCAUGGAUGCAAGAAUAAUAUACGUUUUUUUUGGAUGUUGCUGAACAAAAAGAGUUUAUCCGAGAGUUUACAGCAUUUGUAUUGUAGAUUGAUGAGAACAUGGGUGCACUGUGGAUUACUAGGUUUUCAUGAAUGCUCAUGUCUCAUGUGGUGGAUUACUAGGUUUUCAUAAAAUGCUCAUGUCUCAUGUGUUCAUUUGUAUCUCUUUGAUGUGGCUUUGUGAAUCAAAAAAAUUCUGAAGUUC
Molecule: messenger RNA, 1110 nt
Organism: Lolium rigidum
Lineage: Eukaryota; Viridiplantae; Streptophyta; Magnoliopsida; Poales; Poaceae
Product: mitochondrial import inner membrane translocase subunit TIM23-1-like
Exons: 1
Coding region: 92-676 (194 amino acids)
Biological process (GO): protein import into mitochondrial matrix
Cellular component (GO): TIM23 mitochondrial import inner membrane translocase complex; mitochondrial inner membrane
Molecular function (GO): transmembrane protein transporter activity
Source: RefSeq, a predicted model, not a curated record